ACGGACCAGUCCUCCAGCGGCCGGUCCUCGCAGUGGUCGCCGGCUGCUGACGUGGGCCAGCCGGUGCGGGGCUGUGAGCGCGGGCCGCGAUGGCGGUGGACAUCACCCUGCUGUUCCGGGCCAGCGUCAAGACCGUGAAGACCCGGAACAAGGCGCUGGGAGUGGCGGUGGGCGGCGGGGUCGACGGCAGCCGCGACGAGCUGUUCCGCCGCACCCCCCGGCCCAAGGGCGACUUCUCCAGCCGCGCGCGCGAAGUGAUUUCACACAUUGGCAAACUGAGAGACUUUCUCCUGGAACACAGAAAGGACUAUAUCAACGCUCACAACCAUAUCCUGUCUGAAUAUGGGAGGAUGACAGACGCAGAGCGAGACCAGAUAGACCAGGAUGCGCAGACGUUCAUGAGGACCUGCUCAGAGGCCAUCCAGCAGCUGAGGAACCAAGCCCACAAGGAGACUCACUCCCAGCAGGUGCGGGAGCACAGGAGCGCCGUGCUGGACUUCACGCAGGACUACCUGAAAAGAGUCUGCAAGCUGUACUCGGAGCAGAGAGCCAUCCGCGUGAAGCGAGUGGUGGACAAGAAGAGGCUAUCCAGGCUGGAGCCAGAGGCGACUGCAAAGACCAGAGAGCCCGGUUCUGAGGACGCUUCCCUGGACCCUUCACCCGUCUCUGGAGAGAAGCCUGUCGCUGAGGAGCAUGCAGAAAAGAGUCCAGCGGAAGCGCAGCCCGAGCUGGGGAGCUGGGGGGACGGCAGAGGCGAGGAGGAGCUGUCCCCGGAGGAGAUCCAGAUGUUCGAACAGGAAAACCAGCGCCUCAUCGGUGAGAUGAACAGCCUGUUUGACGAAGUGAGGCAGAUCGAAGGGAAAGUGGUUGAAAUUUCCAGACUCCAGGAGGUCUUCACAGAGAAGGUUCUGCAGCAGGAAGCGGAGAUUGACAGCAUCCACCAGCUGGUCGUGGGGGCCACGGAGAACAUCAAGGAGGGCAACGAGGACAUCCGAGAGGCCAUCAAGAACAACGCGGGCUUCCGCGUGUGGGUGCUCUUCUUCCUGGUGAUGUGCUCCUUCUCCCUGCUCUUCCUCGACUGGUACGACAGCUAGUCCCGGCUCCGCUGGCACGCAGGCCGGCCUCCCCGUGGGCCUGUGUCCGUCCUGGCCAGGUCUGGCCCCAGCGGGCGGCGCCGAGACACACGCCACCCCAGGGACACAAACCAACCUGGAGUCUUAGAGCUGAACGAGAAAAUAAUGACCACGAGGCAGGUGGAGGGAUGGGGGUGGUAUCCUGUCUACCGGGGCAGCUGGGGAGGGGCUCCCCCCACAUCUCGGGGCUCAGGAGGCACGGCCUGCGGCCUGGCCUUUGUGCAGAGAAGGGAUGGCCCCGAAGAGCGGCCUGCUGCUCUCCCUGCAUCAGCGCUCUCAGCGACGUGGCGGGCCGGUGUGCAAUGCAAGCAUGGGCUGGAGCCCCGCACGGCAUCCUGGGGCCCGGGGCCGCCUCCGUGCGGACGGCCGGCCUGGGCCUGAGAGAGGCGUGCUGUGCAGUCUGCUGGGCGGCCUCGGGGACCCUCGCGUUCUCUGUGUAAACGAACUACAGCCAAUAAAGUCUGUGCUCGAACCUGCAGCCGGGCUGCCUCGGCCCCGUGAGCUUGCUACAGACAGCAGGUGUGCGAGCCCUCUGCCCCGUGGUCAUCACUGUGUGCGCGAGCGUGUGCACCCCACAGCUCUGCGGCCGCAAGACCACACGCACCCACUGCCCUGCGGCGGGCCCUUCCCCCCGGUGUCCGGUCUCGCGUGGGGAGGAAGCAUUGUCUGCAUCGGCGCGCUCCAGGAAGCCAUGUGCUCGCAGCAGGUCUCACGUCGUUUAUUUCUGAGCCACUAACACGCACCUGGGACACGUCCACCAGAAACAACACGUUCACGUAACACAGAGGGAGUGUCUGAAUGUCUUCUAUUUAAUCGUCUUACACACUUACUUAUCUAACUGACAAUGUUACAAACAUAGACUUUAAUGUCAAGAUUCGGGCUGAAACGAUAUUCUUACAAAGGUGGUGAGCUGAAAUGUAACUGGACUUGCGAGGUGCCCCCCCGCCCGCCCCCCUUUUCUGCCUGCUGACUGGAAGGAGUUAGGUCUGUUCCUCAGAAUGAAGCGCCGAGGCCUCCAGCUGCGAACUUUCCCUUUCCCACCCGGCUUCGUGUCUGAGCCAACUCGUUAGCGGGGCCUUCGGUGCACGAGUUUCCAUGACAGCCCCGGGGGCUGCGCUCCUGUUCAACCGACACAUCACGAGCAGGACAACCACAGGGUCAUGGCGCUCUGCAGCCGUGGCCCCGGCACCCCUUCCCCAUCCCUCCCCCCCCCACACUGACAGCGACAGGCACUCAGUGACCUGGUGGCACCGUCCUUCUCUGCUGGGCUCCCACUGGUGCCGCCCCACGGGGCGGGAGCACGGCUUGCUCUGAGCAAAGCAGGGCACCCUCUAGAUGUGGCCGGGGCACGGGGUCCAGGAACACAGGUGUCUAAGGAAGCAAUGCCAGCCCCAGGCAGGGGCCUCAGCUGGUGGGAGCGGCAUCCGUGCACCAGAGGCUGCAGGUUGGAUUCUUGCUCAGGGCGAGCACUAAGGACACUGAUCGAUGUUUCUGCCUCACAUCGAUGCUCCUCUCUCUCUCUCUCUCUCUCUCACUCUAAAAAUCAAUUUAAAAAGCAUAGCCCCAGGUGAGAAUUAAAAA
Pipistrellus kuhlii (Kuhl's pipistrelle) is the source of this 2714-nucleotide messenger RNA. RefSeq names its product syntaxin 18 (gene STX18). Lineage: Eukaryota; Metazoa; Chordata; Mammalia; Chiroptera; Vespertilionidae. The record is from RefSeq and is a predicted model, not a curated record. Gene Ontology annotation, biological process: intracellular protein transport; retrograde vesicle-mediated transport, Golgi to endoplasmic reticulum. Gene Ontology annotation, cellular component: endoplasmic reticulum; SNARE complex; membrane. The transcript is spliced from 11 exons. Gene Ontology annotation, molecular function: SNAP receptor activity. The coding region runs from base 90 to 1094 and encodes 334 amino acids.